This is a messenger RNA of Eurytemora carolleeae, 1468 nucleotides long. RefSeq names its product transmembrane protein 19. The transcript is spliced from 11 exons. Gene Ontology annotation, cellular component: membrane. Bases 530 to 1453 code for a protein of 307 amino acids. The record is from RefSeq and is a predicted model, not a curated record. NCBI's taxonomy places the organism in Eukaryota, Metazoa, Arthropoda, Copepoda, Calanoida, Temoridae.
AAGGCAUUGUGAUACUUGAAAAUCGAGCAAGAGAUAUAAGGUGAUGCAAAUUUUCAUUUAUUUUUAUUUGAAUAUAUAUUCUCUAUUGUUCCAGUAAUGGAAUAUAUUAUGGUGGGAAACAUAAAGCUGGUUUAGGAAGACGACUGUGAGACUCAAGUGAUGAUUUUAAUUAGUUAAACUGGUAAAGCUAUAAUCAACUGCGUUAGGAUUCCAAAGUUUUGUAGGUUCUGCAUAACGUGUAAAAAUAAGAAUUUUUUUUAGCUCAAGGCACAAUUUUCAGAAGUUAAAAUGAAACUGAAAUUAUAAAAACCCAUCUGCCUUGAAUGAAUGAUAAAAGACGCAAACCCUUCCAAAGCUGAAAUAGAAAGAGCUUGAGAUAAACCUGGAAACCAAAUGGAGCAGCAAAACAAAACAGUUAAAUAACUUAGAUAAGAAAAGAGCUAAAAUUGGAGGCAGGUUUGAUAUAGCAGCUACAUAGUUAGUAGCUUUAUUAAACAUCAAAAGAAGCAGCUUUUUAAAAAGCUCCGCUAUGGUUGGAGGCGGAAGAAGCUCCGCCCUUCUCUCCCUGGUUUCCCUGGUAUUUGUAAUCUGUUCCCUAUUCGCCUUCGUCGGGAAAAAUCUUGUAAUCGGCGGCUGGACGGCAGAUACUUCACAGAUAUCACCACUCAGAUGGGUGAUUGCAACAGCUGUAUCGGUUAUUGUUGUAACCUACGGACACAGCAGACGUUCAUUAUCAACGUCGGGAGCUCUUCUGGCCCUUUUAGUUGGGUUUUGCUUGACCCUGGCUCAUUACAGUUUUUUCUUCUCUCUUCUUGCAUUCUUCUUGACAUCAAGCAGGGCGACCAAAUACCGCCAAGAUUUAAAGAAGAAAUUUGAAGAUGAUUUUAAAGAAGGUGGCCAAAGAAACUGGCUGCAGGUUUUGUGUAAUGGAGGAAUGGCAACUGAAUUAGCACUCUUGUAUCUACUAGACGUGGGAUCCUCAGAUUUGCCUGUAGACUUCAGGCACAGUUAUCGAGCUUCCUGGCUAGGUAUUGGAGUACUCGGUGCUCUCUCCUGCUGCAACGGGGACACGUGGGCUAGUGAGCUUGGAAGUGUACUCUCAAGAGGAGAUCCUUGGCUUAUUACAUCACUAAGAAGGGUUCCAAGAGGAACUAAUGGCGGAAUAUCUAUUCCAGGCUUGUUGUUGAGCUUUGUGGGCGGGCUAGUCAUAGGUGUGGCAUAUUGGCUCGGGGUCAUCUGUACAUCACUAGGUGGAGAUCUGGCCCGUGCUCCUGAUCAAUGGAAAAUUAUUCUAGUUGGAGGCAUCGGAGGCCUACUGGGGAGCAUCAUAGAUUCACUCUUAGGUGCAAGUUUGCAAUUCUCCGGGAUAGAUGAAAAGACUGGAAGGGUGGUGGAGGUAGCCAGAGAAGGUGUUACAAAAGUAUCAGGUCAGUUCCAGGAUUCAAGUAUUUAAUAGAUCAUUACACAC